UAAAUUUGUAAAGAAAAUAGAAACAGAAAUGUAAUUUUUCUUGCUUUAACAGAUUUUUUUUCUUCUGUAAGACAAAAAUAUUCAUUCAAAAAUCCAAACGAAAAUCCCUGAUUUUUUAGGAGAAUUAUUUUCUUAUACGUUAAUUAAAAAACUGCACAUACUGGAUAUGUAUUGAAAUAUAUUUAAAAGCUGGCAGCUGAAAUCACAUUAGAACAUCAUUUUUUGUUUUCUUUAACUGUUUUACUCUAAAAUCUACAAAAAAAAAAAAAAAGAAAUAGAAGAAAACCAGUAAACACCGAGGCUUUGGACAUUCAGCUGUCAGAACUUGUUUCUGUGUCAAAUUACAUUAGUAAUUUUUUUAUUUUUUCCAAAGUUUAAUCUUAGAACAAACAAACAAACAAAAACACAUUUUAAGUCCAACACCCUUUUAUAAAAUAACUCAUUUGAAGAUUUUAUUUAAAGUCUGUUGCUUGACCUGCACAUCUUUUAGCAAAAUGGAGCAAAAAGAGUAGAAAAUAAAGUCAAAAUACAUAAUAAAGCAACAUUCUUGAUGGCAAUUAGCUAAUUCUGACAGAUUCUUCAGGUAUUUCUGCAUUUACGGCAACAAUACUGAACAUAAAACGGCAUCUGCGCAGAUCCAUAACUUAUUUUUUUUUGGAAACUUUAAAAACUAAUAAAACAAAAAAUAAUAAUUCAUGAAAGAUUUACAAAGUACAAAACCAUUUAAGCAAAUGUCAAACUAGUUUAUCCUACAUGUGUGAAAGACGUUAAUAACCUCGUAAUUUGAUGAGUCACCACACCAUGACUCUGCUGCUUUUUAACUGGUUUUCUGCAGCUGUUCAUAAAAAGCUGCUCCUGCGUCCAGACCUGAACCAGGCCUCCUCUGAAGGACAGGACGGGGGGGACGCGCGCGCAAGAAUAAUCCUCUCUUAUCUGUGACCCACUGGCGCGCGCAUCUGUUAUCGCGCAAUUAUCAUAUACAUUAGUCAACACUUGCUUCACUUCACCUCGUUUAAUUAGAGCCAUUUGAUUACUCUGAAUUGCGCGCUUUGUUGCGGCCUUGGUUUGGGAUGCGUUAACGGAGCAGAAAUCCCUGCAGGAAAUCCGGAAUCAGCAAAACUUUUCGGGAGGUUUUUACGCGUGCGUGAAACUCGCUUUCACGCAUAAUUUCGUGACUGUGAUGCGUUUCAUCAUUGCGUUCUAUCAUUUUGGCAGAAAAUGCAUGAGAUGCAUGAAUGUCAGUCAUGGCAAUGGGAGUCUACGUGGGAGGGAUCUGAUGUUUGGCUGCUUUUCCGCAGAUUUCUCUGCAGGUUUUGACGCAAAAAGUGUCAGAAAAUUGAGAUCAAACGAACAGGAAACCCAAUUAUACAUGUUUCAAAACGUGCGAAAAACCAACCAAACCAAUGCGCAGUCCCCUAACUUCAUUUGGGUGUUUGUAUAUUCCACUCACAGAAGUCUGUGAUGAUCUCAGAACAUUUGCGAACUUUUACGCAUUUGCUAAAAGUUUACAAAGAUCCAAGAUGGUUCGCAGGUUUCGGUUGCGCCUCCAAAGGUUUUGCUUUCAGUCCAGAGUUGGAGGAGAAACUCUCAUUUCCAAGAGAAGCGCACUAAAAGGAACAGCGAGGAGCGUCUUUGAUGGGAUUUGCUGCCUGUGAAAGCCGCAGGUCUUUUGAACGCAGCUGACAGUCAAUGGUGUUAACCCCCCCACCCCCACCCCCACCCCACCCGAUGAGCCCCCACCCGCGCGCACACAUGUGCGAGCAGCUGGGUGUAUAAAAACAGGCCCUGGAGGUUGGGGUUCGCCAAUUUGGAAGUUGCUGGGACGCUCGGAAGGAUGCCCGCGUCGCAGGUCGGAUUUGGAAACUUUUUCCUGGAUAGGAGUGUCAACAUGCCGAGCGGAUAUCAGAUUCCGCUGCUGGGGGGUCCCCCGUGUGUCCAGCAGCAGCCGCAGCUGGCCGCAGUGGCGGCUGGGAUUCCCGUACCGUUCUCUGGACUGCAGGGAUACAGCUUCAUCCCCUACGCGCACCACAGGCACAUGACGCACAUGAACAACGGCUUCGAGCUGAAGGCCGCCUCUCCGUACCACCACGCGCUCCUGGCGCACGGAGGCGCUUUCUAUCCUCCCUACCGCCCGGGUGGCGCAGAGGAUCCCGGCAGGGUGGCAAAGGUGGCCACCCGGGAGAGCACCGGCGCGCUGAAGGCCUGGCUGAACGAGCACCUGAAGAACCCCUACCCGACUAAAGGCGAGAAGAUCAUGCUCGCCAUCAUCACCAAGAUGAGCCUGACGCAGGUCUCCACGUGGUUCGCCAACGCGCGGCGCCGCUUGAAGAAGGAGAACAGGGUUAGCUGGGCGUCCAGGGGCAAGUCGGACGAGGAGGAGGAUGAUGAGCAGGAGGCAGAGAGCGACGAAGAGGAGAGCCCCCUGCAGAAAGGUCACCUGGAGGUGGAGCGUGACGCGGAGCCUCGGAGCGGCGCAGAGGAGAAUGCGCCCGCGGGUUUGGAGACGCCGCAGCGGAGCGAGGACCAUCAAACUGAGCUCGAUAAGAAGGUCGAGGGCACCGCUCCGCUCCUCAACAGCGCGGCGGAGGAGAGCAAAGGAGCCGCUGGGAGUCAGAAACCCAAGAUCUGGUCUCUGGCAGAAACAGCCACAUCAGAAACAGCGCGUAAAGGCGCGGACUGCGCUCCUCACCCCGCCGGGAAGCUGUGGGCGGACUGGGCGUCACGGAGCGGACUGUUCCUUCCAUCCUAUUACAGCCAUCACCAGAUGGUCUGACCAGGAGUUUCCAGACUGUUUUCUCCACAUUUUUAGCACUUUAACAAACCUUUGAACCUCAAGAAGGAGUUCCGAAAGAACUUUUAAGAAUCCACAGAGUCACCAAAGAUGGAGCGACUGUUCUCUGUAAAUAAAUGUAUUUUUUCCAGCAGUAAAAUGUAAAUUAUGCUUUUCUUUGUUUCCAAAAACUAUUUUUAAUAAAAUAAACCUGCAGGGAAACUGUGUUUUGGACGUUUGGAUGUGUGGAA
Messenger RNA from Oryzias latipes (Japanese medaka), 3021 nucleotides. RefSeq names its product iroquois homeobox 7 (gene irx7). The record is from RefSeq and is a predicted model, not a curated record. NCBI's taxonomy places the organism in Eukaryota, Metazoa, Chordata, Actinopteri, Beloniformes, Adrianichthyidae. Gene Ontology annotation, cellular component: nucleus. Gene Ontology annotation, molecular function: RNA polymerase II cis-regulatory region sequence-specific DNA binding; DNA-binding transcription factor activity, RNA polymerase II-specific. Gene Ontology annotation, biological process: regulation of transcription by RNA polymerase II; neuron differentiation; cell development.